This is a messenger RNA of Hibiscus syriacus, 890 nucleotides long. Its product is annotated as cyclin-dependent protein kinase inhibitor SMR13-like. Bases 250 to 606 code for a protein of 118 amino acids. The record is from RefSeq and is a predicted model, not a curated record. Lineage: Eukaryota; Viridiplantae; Streptophyta; Magnoliopsida; Malvales; Malvaceae. The transcript has a single exon. Gene Ontology annotation, biological process: regulation of DNA endoreduplication.
CUCUCUCUCUCUCGCUAGGAUUUUUAUUCUAUCUUCAUCUUAUUUGACUUAGUCGCUUUCUUGUGAUUUGGUUUUGAAUCUUGUUGGUUCUUUUCUUGGAAAAUAAAACUUCAUAACUCGCCUUAAGUUUGGCUUCUAUCUCUGCAACUGCAACAACUAUACUCCACCAUGAUGUUUUUCUUUGGUGGUUUCAUGACAGUUUGAUUAGUUUUGUUGCUUUUUUUUUUUUUAACUUUAUCACCUACUUCAAUGGCACCAAGCAGCGGAAGGGGCAAAACAACAAGAAAAACAAGCAAGUCCGGAAGAAGCAGUUACACGAAGAAGCUUGUGAAGUCCAACAACUUCAAUACUCAAACGACAUCACCAGUGUCGGAGGAUUUGCGUUCCCAGAUGGAUGGGUUCGAUCAUAGUGAAGGAGUUGAUGAUAUGGCUACUGCAAGGCCAUGCUCCACACCAAAAGCUAAAAGGUUUCGGAUACCAGAGAUCGACACAUGCCCUCCGGCACCGAAGAAGCGAAGAUCACUUCCCUCAAAUUGCCCAUUGCGAAGAACUCCUAUUGCUUUCUUCGCUCCUCCAGAUAUAGAGCUUCUUCGUCUGUGCAUUUAGAGACAUCUCGGUUUGAUGAUAUGUUCUAGCUUUUGCAUAAAAUUUGAAUAUCAUUCUUCAGUUCGAGUUUCUUGUAGUUUUAGGGUUGUAGUUUGUAUCUUUGGAACUUAUAGUGCGACAUAUGAAGAGUACAGCUUUGAAGAAGAAGAAGAAGCCCGGUAGCAUUGGCUACUUUUUUAUUGGGGGUGCUGCUAAUUAAUUUUAAUAAGUCGAGUUUCAAAUUUGUAGGGCACAGCAAUCGCAAAUUUAGCUUUAAUUCCAACUUUUCUUUUUCAAAAGCAAUG